AAGAUGUUUCCAGAAGCCAAGAAAGAGGACAUACUUUACCUAAACUUGAUGCAUUCAAGUAUUUAUGCCGGCAUAACUACACGUAUCAUUAUUAAACGUUUGAACUGCCUUAAUCCAUGUAAAAAUGUUUAAACUAGUCAUAAAUGAAGUGUCAAAAUUGUCAUAUUUAUAAGUGUACGUUAAGGUGUCAUGGCUCCACCCCUAAAGUGUUUCAUUUUCCCGAGUGAACCUGAACGCGCCAUAGCACCACCCCUCGAAAGCGAGCUAACGCUAACAUCCACAGCGGCAUACCAGCACACAAACUACACUCGUGUGGCUUAUUUCUCACUUUUAAACCCCACCGAGGACAACUAGAACUGGCAGCCGGGUGGUGAAACUCGUCCGGUUUUGUUUUUUGGAUCUUAUUUUGUUGACGACUUGACAAGCAGGACUUGCUGUUCGGGGACUAGCUAACGACACUUGGCUAAAAACUCCUGCUCGGCUGACGACCACCCACGGCACCACGACUGGACUUCUCUUGUACUUCUCUGAUGUGUGGAUUUGUGGAUCCACACCCUGGCCCUUUAAGACAGCUCUCGAGCUGGUCUGAAGCACUACAGUCCCACUGUGACGUAAACACCCAGCACACCUGCUCAUAGGACCAACCCUUCCGGAAAGACUGCUAUGCCUCUGGGUCUGGGAAGAAGGAAGAAGGCUUCCCCGCUGGUGGAGAAUGAGGAAGCAGAGCCCAUCCGCGCCGGUCUCAAUGUGGAGGGCUUGGGCGGAGGUGGCAUGGCGGGCCUGGGGGAGGGCGCCGCCUCGGUGGGUUUGCCCCCGCCGCCCAGCAGCAUGCGGCCGCGUCUCAUCUUCCACACGCAGCUGGCGCACGGAAGCCCAACUGGACGCAUCGAGGGCUUCAGCAACGUGCGGGAGCUCUACGCCAAGAUUGGCGACGCCUUCGGGAUCCCGUCAGCUGAGGUGAUGUUUUGCACAUUGAAUACUCACAAGGUGGACAUGGACAAACUGUUGGGAGGCCAAAUUGGCUUAGAGGACUUUAUCUUUGCCCACAUUAAAGGCCAAAAGAAAGAAAUUGAAGUGUUCAAAGGGGAGGACGCGCUUGGCCUGACCAUCACCGACAACGGAGCUGGCUAUGCAUUCAUCAAGAGAAUCCGUGAGGGCAGCACCAUCCACCAGAUCCAGGUGAUCAACGUGGGCGACAUGAUCGAGUCUAUCAACGGCCAUCGCCUGAUUGGCUGUCGGCACUACGAGGUGGCCAAGAUGCUCAAGGAGCUGCCCAAAGGCAAGGACUUCACCAUCAAGCUGGUGGAGCCGCUCAAAGCCUUCGAUAUGAUCAGCCAGCGGUCUGGAAGCUCCAGGUCAUCUUCGGGGGUCCAGCUGGGCACCGGCAGGGGAACCUUGCGUCUGCGCUCCAAGGGUCCUGCUACCGUAGAGGAAGUGCCGUCUGCUUUUGAGGAAAAAGCCAUCGAGAAGGUCGAUGACCUGCUGGAGAGCUACAUGGGCAUCAGAGACAGCGAGCUGGCGGCCACCAUGGUGGAGCUGGGAAAGGACAAAAAGAACCCCGACGAGUUUGCUGAGGCUCUGGACGAGACGCUGGGAGACUUCGCCUUCCCGGACGAGUUCGUCUUCGACGUGUGGGGCGCCAUAGGCGACGCUAAGGUCGGACGGGUGUGAGCGGCGCGUGAUUUAACUGAACCCGACAGGCGUGCGCUUGUGUGUGUGUGUGUGCGUGUAUGUGCGCGUGUGUGUGUGGUCACUACUUGGAAACUGCACAAAAGGGUUUGUUUAUAUUCACUAUACUGUGUACUCCUGCUGUUUAUUUUGUCAUUGGGAGAGACUUUCCUGACAAAUAUUCUCACUGAGUGGUGGAAAGCAAGCUAUGAAGUGCUUUUUAUUAUUCUUAUUUUAUUAUUAUUUUUUUUUAUCUUGUCUUCCUGUGGUUCCCACCUAUGAAGGGCGAAUUAGGGCCACCCCCCCCCCCCCCAAAAAAAUCGGCAUUACCAGAUUAAAAUGGGAUAAUUUCGAAACCAGUCAUAUAUUUUUUUAGAUUAAAAUUUAUUUACAAAAAUUAAGUCACAUUCAUAUGUUUUUGAGUUUUAAGUGGUACUUUCACGAGAUUAAAGUUGUACAUUUUUGGAUUAAAAAAGUAGUACACAGUGGUGCCUUGAUCUACAAGUUUAAUUUGUUCUUUGACCACAUGUAACUCAAACUCCAUACUAGCACCCGAAAAACACCUAAAAAAAAAGGUAAAUUUUUUUUCUAUAGGAAUAAUAGCACGAAACUAUUGUACUGUAUAGAAACAUACAUUCAUAAAAUAGUUUAAUAGAAUGUAAAGAAUUAGAUAGUUUGUGCAUCAGGAGAAUUCAAUGAGCAUUGUGCUGCUUAGUGUUUGUGCGUCUUGGUCACAGGGGGGCAGUAUAAUCCAUACAAACUAUUCAUAGAUGUGAUGACGAAACACAGAAGACAUCCGCCGCAAGUAAGAUGCAACAGUUUUUGUUGUUUUUCACAAAGAAUAAUCAUUAUAUACCUGUGAGUAUUUGUAAUGCUCUGCAUGUUGCUGCCGCCAGUGUUCAAAUCAAAUGUGUUACUCUGACAUUGAUGCUAGUUUUAUCCGCCCAUCUAUGGCAUUUUGCAUUGUGUGUUCGUAUUAAGAUAGUAGACCUCAUGUGGUUUUGUUACAUACACAAUGUGUAAUCCUGUUUUAUGUUUAGUUGUACAGUAAACUUUACUUUUUUUUGAAGAACUGUUCACUUUGUGCCAAACUUCUGCUUGUGAAAUUCACUGCCGUCAUAGCUAGCGCUCGUAACUCAAAUUUAUGCUGGCUACUUAAAACAGAUUAAUUGACAAAACAACAGCUCGUAUCAGUGAAAAAUUUAGGUCGGGUCAUUUGCAAUUCGAGGUACCGCUGUACUUCUAAUUUAAAAGGUUUUCGAGAUUAAAGUUGUAAUAUUACGAGAAUAAAGUCGAAUUGAUACUUCUUUAAUCAGAAAUGUUUUUUUUUUUUAUUCCAAAUAAUUUCUUCUUGUGGAUUUGAAGCUGUGAUGACUUUCAUUACUCCCCCCCUCAAUUCAGUCUAAAAAAUAUCAUUUUUUUUCUUAAUGUGCAACUUUAUUUUCGUAGUGUCACGAUUUUGAUCUCGAAAAUCUUUUUUUUUCCCAGAACGUACAACUUUUUUCCCGGAAAUAUGCAACUUUAUUCUCAUAAGUUUAUGACCUAAAUCUGGGGGCGUAAUUGUGUUUUUUUUUGUUUUCAUUGUGGCCCUAAUAGUCCUUCGCAGGUAUGAAGGAAUUUGUGUGUGCGAGCAUGGAGACGAGCCUCGUGAACCUGCAUGCUGUUGACGUCGUCGCAACAGCAGCACAAUUCCUAAUGCAGGGGUGAGAGAGCUUUUUCCCUGCCUGGCACGGCCAUUUCUGUCCUUCUAGGGCCAAACAUGUCUUAAAUGUUUUUUUUUUUUGGUAACGGUUUUAUUUGUUUUUCGACUUGCAUGGCGGGCUGUAUAUAGGUUGCCCACCCCCUGCACUCAAAUGCUAACACAAAAGUCGAUGUUACAUUGUCGUGGUGACGUGUUCCCUGGUCCAAGACAACAGAGGGCUCCGUUGUAUCUGCGGUGUUGCUGUACCGAGCCUCUCUACUCGCUGUCUUACAAGCAUGGUUUCUGAGUUUUUUUUUUUCAUCAACUCUGCUGUUUGUUUACUGUAAUUUAAUUCCAAAGGAGAACAAGUGGGCUGUCAGAAGGGUCAUGAUAUUAAGUGUAGCUUGCCUAUCAGUUGUUUUGUUUGCACAUUCCAUGCUGUUGUUAAGGUGACUAGCAGUUUUACUUUGGAUAACUGUUAUGUAUACACUAUAUAUAAUAAGAAGAGGCAGUGUUAGGUUAGGUAAUUUCUUUUUGUUAGGGACAGAGAUGCAGUUUGUAGCUCCUAAGCUGUUUUUUUUUUUUUUUUUUUUUUUUUAUUAAAUGGCUAGUGUUUUUAUAAAAAGUGAGCUGUGAUGUCUGUUUGGAAGGAGGUUGUGUGUUUUCUAAACAUGACUCGGUGUUGAGGAAGUAUUGGAGGUCAAAGAUACAAAAAGUGCUUCCCCCCCUCUCAAAUAUAAGUUAAUAUAGGAGGAAGUGAAUGGUCACGAGAAACUACUCCUGUCACGUGUUUUUUUGUUGUUAGGAGAAAAAAAAACGUUUUUCAGUGUGGGCACUGGGCAUCAUAUAUUUCGACAUUGAAGUAUAAUUAUGAAAUCAUUUUGUCAUUCACCCUUUGCAGAUGAUGUAACUGAACACUGACACCAACAAACGUGACUUUGUAUGACACUGUUCAUGUCCAAUUAUAAUGCAGUUCUAAGCCACAUGGUUGUUUUUCCAUUCUGUUCCUGAACACUAUUUUCUCACCAAUCUUUUAACUGAAUGCAUCUUCAGACAUCUUGUCAGUUUAUUAUUUAAAAAAAAAUAUCAUU
This is a messenger RNA of Phycodurus eques (leafy seadragon), 4440 nucleotides long. It is a transcript of the gene gipc1, whose product is annotated as GIPC PDZ domain containing family, member 1. The record is from RefSeq and is a predicted model, not a curated record. NCBI's taxonomy places the organism in Eukaryota, Metazoa, Chordata, Actinopteri, Syngnathiformes, Syngnathidae. Gene Ontology annotation, molecular function: protein binding. The transcript has 7 exons. Bases 664 to 1671 code for a protein of 335 amino acids.